Theileria equi strain WA is the source of this 1614-nucleotide messenger RNA. RefSeq names its product cholinephosphate cytidylyltransferase, putative. Gene Ontology annotation, biological process: CDP-choline pathway. The transcript has 3 exons. Gene Ontology annotation, molecular function: phosphatidylcholine binding; choline-phosphate cytidylyltransferase activity. Lineage: Eukaryota; Apicomplexa; Aconoidasida; Piroplasmida; Theileriidae. Bases 1 to 1614 code for a protein of 537 amino acids. The record is from RefSeq and is a predicted model, not a curated record.
AUGGAAGAAGUCGAUGAUCGUACGUACAGGAUAUACUCCGAUGGAGUAUUCGACAUGUUGCAUCUGGGUCAAAUGAGGCAAUUGGAACAGGCCAAGAAGAUGUUCAAGAAUGUGACAUUAGUGGUGGGAGUAACAGAUGACGAUGAGACGGUCCAGCUCAAGGGUCAGGUCGUAAAUAACAUAUCAGAAAGGGUCGAGAUGCUUAGGCACAUCAAGUGGGUUGAUGAAAUCAUUGCCCCUUGUCCAUGGGUCAUCACAAGGGAACACAUGGAAAAACAUAAAAUAGACUAUGUGGCGCAUGAUGAUCUUCCUUACACGAGCUGUCAAAAAAAAUCGCUCACGUCAGAAGACGAAGAACAGGAUAUCUAUCGGUGGCUCAAAGAUGAAGGACUGUUUAAAGCCACACAGCGUACAAAGGGCAUUAGUACCACGGAAUGUGUUGCAAGAAUUCUUCAAAACUAUGAAGACUAUAUUGACAGAUCCCUGGAAACUGGGAUGAAACCUUCCGAUUUGAACAUUGGUAUAACUACAGCAAAAUCUAUUGCUAUUAAAAAAAGGCUCCACAGGCUUGUAGAUAAGCUCAGCGAAUUAAUCACAAAAUGUACACUCACAGAUGAGCCUCUAGGUUCUGGAUUCGAAAUUCGUUUGCAAAACAUAAAGAGUGCUUUGUUUGGUGCCGUAUCGCAGUGGUCGAGUAGGUACAACUCGGCGUUGAAGUCCUUUGUUGGUAUGGAUGAUGCUUCUGAUAUCUCAGAUUCCCCGGAAUAUACAUGGUAUUAUGACUCUGACGAUUCUUCAAAUGAACCCUCAUUACCCAUCGCUGCUUCUCUAGAGUCCUCAACCACAGUGCAUACAUGUGAAUCAAUAGUACCUGUAGAAUCUACGCAAUCUAUUGAUGAUGCAACCGAAUUUGCCAGGUCUUGUGUAUGCAUCUACACUUUUGGUGUAUUCGAUUUAUUGCAUUAUGGACAUGCAAGACACUUUGAAUAUAUAAAAGGACUAUUUCCAAAUUCUAAGCUUAUCGUUGGUGUAUCUAGCGACGAAAACUCAAUCACGUACAAGGGGAGACUCAUACAAAAGUUAAAGGAUAGAGCAGCUACACUUUCACACAUUAAAUGGAUUGACCAAAUUUUAGCACCGUGUCCAUGGACCGUCACACGAGAAUUUGUAGAAGAGCAUGGAAUCACCUAUGUUGUUAAUAGUAAAGACUUUAAGGAUUAUGCCGACGCGGAGACUUUAAAAUGGCUCAAGGAAUCUGAUAAACUUAUUGACGUCCCAAAAACACCAGGAAUCAGCACAUCCAAUAUAAUGUUGAGGAUUUUGAAAAAUUAUGAACUAUAUAUUCAGAGAUCCUUGGAUAGAGGAGUGUGCAGAGAAGAUUUAAAUUUGGGAUAUGCAGCGGCAAGUUCAUUUAGGGUCAAAAUCUCCAUCAGAAACUGGCAAAAGAAGCUUUACGAAGAAAUUUACAAGGUAACACUCACGGAUCAUCAUGUAGGUCACGAAUUUGAUAGAAAUUUAGAUCUAUUGAUAAACAAGGUGAUUUACGUCAUGGACACUUGGAGGAGAGACUACAAACAGCUUAUCUCUGAUUUUAUAAAUUACAUUAGGGGAUAA